AUGGUGAUGAAGAAGCAGAGCUUGGGUCGUCAAAAGAUCGCGAUCGCAAAGAUACCGAAGAAAAAUCAUCUGCAAGUCACCUUCUCCAAGCGUCGUGCCGGACUUUUCAAGAAGGCUAGUGAGCUUUGCACACUCUGUGGUGUAGAGGUUGCCAUAAUAGUAUUUUCACCAGCUAAUAAGGCCUUCUCUUUUGGCCAUCCGGAGGUUGAAUCCAUCAUGGAUCGAUUUCUUUCCCGAAACCCUACACCGGAUUCUGGCACACGUCAACUCCUCGAGGCUCAUCGAAACGCUAACGUUCGCGAGCUCAAUAUGCAAUUGACUCAGCUGCUUAAUCAGCUAGAAGUUGAGAGAAAAAGGGGAGAAGAACUUGACAAAAUUAGAAAAGUUAGUCAGAGCCAAUGCUGGUGGGAGGCGCCUAUUGAAAAGCUUGGCUUGCAAGAGUUAGAGCAAUUGAAGAGUGCUAUGGAGGAGCUAAAGAAGAAUGUGACAAGACAAGUGAAUAAGAUUUUGGUUGAUUCUACACAUCAAUCACCAUUUUUGGGACAUGUUGGUGCUUAUGAGACCAAACCAAAGGACUUGAAUCUUGGUUCAACCAUGUCUCCUGCCUAUUAUGCUGCUGCUUUAAUUGUUGUUAUUAUUGAAUAA
Molecule: messenger RNA, 645 nt
Organism: Tripterygium wilfordii
Lineage: Eukaryota; Viridiplantae; Streptophyta; Magnoliopsida; Celastrales; Celastraceae
Product: agamous-like MADS-box protein AGL62
Exons: 2
Coding region: 1-645 (214 amino acids)
Biological process (GO): positive regulation of transcription by RNA polymerase II
Molecular function (GO): DNA-binding transcription factor activity, RNA polymerase II-specific; protein dimerization activity; RNA polymerase II cis-regulatory region sequence-specific DNA binding
Source: RefSeq, a predicted model, not a curated record